This is a messenger RNA of Monomorium pharaonis (pharaoh ant), 504 nucleotides long. It is a transcript of the gene ND-B14, whose product is annotated as NADH dehydrogenase [ubiquinone] 1 alpha subcomplex subunit 6. Gene Ontology annotation, biological process: response to oxidative stress. The record is from RefSeq and is a predicted model, not a curated record. NCBI's taxonomy places the organism in Eukaryota, Metazoa, Arthropoda, Insecta, Hymenoptera, Formicidae. The transcript has 3 exons. The coding region runs from base 47 to 415 and encodes 122 amino acids.
AGGUAAGUAUAUUUCUAGUUAGUUAUGGUUAGUUAGUCGAAUCAAAAUGGCUAGCCGUGCUUCGACUGUCGUUCGUCAAGUGAAACCAAUUCUAUCUGUUAAUCAAGAAGAUGCACGUCGAAGAGUACUCACGUUAUAUAAAGCAUGGAUCCGUCAAGUACCAAUCUCAUUGUUAAGUUACGAUAUUCCUAAAACUGAAGCAGAAUGUAAGAAAAAAAUACGUGAAGAAUUUAAGCGUCAUGCUCAUCUGACUGAUCUAAGGAUAAUUGACAAGCUUAUUAUAAGGGGUCAAAUGGAAUUGCAAGAAGUAGCAAAUGUGUGGAAAACUAAAGGAGGAGUUAUGCAUUAUUGGAAGGAAACGUGGGAAAAGAAGCCAACUGAUUUCAUGUCAAAAUUUCUUAGUGGUCAGGAUUAAUUUUCUCUAUUAAUUCAUGAGAAGCAUCAUAGAAAUAUAUAACUGUAAUAAUGUAUGUAUAUAAAUGUAAAUACAAGAAUUUCAAUCAA